Pipistrellus kuhlii (Kuhl's pipistrelle) is the source of this 999-nucleotide messenger RNA. RefSeq lists its product as uncharacterized. The transcript has 3 exons. NCBI's taxonomy places the organism in Eukaryota, Metazoa, Chordata, Mammalia, Chiroptera, Vespertilionidae. The record is from RefSeq and is a predicted model, not a curated record. Bases 16 to 999 code for a protein of 327 amino acids.
UGCCCCACACUGGGGAUGGAGCCUGCAACCUGGGCCUGUGACCUGGUCCCUAGGUGGCGCUCAGCCACUGAGCCGUCCUCAUUUUUGAUCCAGGGAAGGAACGGAGGCCCAGCAGCACCUGGGCGUAGUUCUGCCCCAGGUAAACGCUCCUCACAUGGAGAGCCUGCUCACACCCAGUGCACAAGUCCCCAAGCAACCCCCAGGACGCUGAGACCCCCCACCUCGGCCACCUGGCCUCUCCCGCCGCUUUUUGUGUCAGGGUUGGUGGGUUGGAGUCAGGGGGCACGUGUCCCAGGGCCCGGCACCCCAUCCUCCCCGUCCUGGUUCCAGCGGACAUCACGGACAAGGUGCCCCUGGAGAAGGCCCCGGGCCUCAUCGCGGGGCUGCUGGCUGCCUACCCGCAGGACACAGAGAUGGCGGAGUCCGGCUGCGCGGUCCUCUGGCUGCUGUCCUUGCUGGGUGAGGUCCCGGGCCCGGGGCUGGGGUGCCUGGGCCCGGGUGGUGAUGGCCCAUGCCCCGCCCCCCGCAGGCUGCAUAGAGGAGCACCUGCUGGAGGAGGUGGUGGUGCUCUUCCUGCGAAGCCUCCGGCUGUGCCAGGACCGAGUCCUGCUGGUGAACAACGCCUGCCGGGGGCUGGCCAGCCUCGCCAAGGUGUCGGAGCUGGCGGCGCUGCGGGUGGUGGUGCCCGAGGAGAAGGGCAGCGGCCUCAGCCUCAUUAAGGACACAUACGAGCUGUACAAGGACCACCCGGAGGAGGCGGAGAACGUGUGCCUGCUGCUGGUCCACCUGGCCUCCUACCCGGACACGCUGUGCGAGCUGGUGUCCAGCGGCAUCCAGUCCCUGGUCCACGAGAUCAAGGAUCGCUUCACCUCCAGCCUGGUGAGUGUGGGCAGCGCUCGGAGAACCAGGUUUCCGCCCUCCCCCUCUGCCACCAUCAGGCCAGGAGCCCCAUGGGGCUUCUGCGGGGGCGGCAGCACCUCCUGCCUGUUCGGCACCUGA